Aspergillus puulaauensis is the source of this 1623-nucleotide messenger RNA. Its product is annotated as Zn(II)2Cys6 transcription factor. Lineage: Eukaryota; Fungi; Ascomycota; Eurotiomycetes; Eurotiales; Aspergillaceae. The transcript is spliced from 2 exons. Gene Ontology annotation, molecular function: DNA-binding transcription factor activity, RNA polymerase II-specific; transcription cis-regulatory region binding; zinc ion binding. Gene Ontology annotation, cellular component: nucleus. Gene Ontology annotation, biological process: positive regulation of transcription by RNA polymerase II. The record is from RefSeq and is a predicted model, not a curated record. Bases 1 to 1623 code for a protein of 540 amino acids.
AUGCCUCCCAUCAGACGGCAGCGUUCAGAGCCCAUUGUCCGCGUAAGAACAGGUUGUUUUACCUGCCGUCGCCGCAAGAAAAAAUGCAACGAGUCGAAGCCCGUCUGCGCGGGCUGUGCGCGGAACAAGCUCGACUGUUCAUGGCCGACAUCGACACCGACACCAGACUCUGAUGCAACACCCAGCGGAGGCUUCCAAAGUUGCAAUGUGCAGAGCAAUAGACAGCGUCAGGAUAGCCCGUCCAGUCCCAGUUCUCCUGGUUUAUCAGAUCCCCGGCCCCCCCUGAGCGGGCAUUUUCCCUCGGAGAACCAGUUCCUGUAUACGGAUCCCACCGAUCAGGAUAACUCGAUUGACCUUUUACUUAGAGAGAUGGUCCCCAUGGGAAGCCCUAAUUCUAAUGUUCCCGAAACACCAGGGAAUGACAUGGGGAUCGUGAAUAUGCUUCCUCGGAGUCUUUCCAUGCUACCAGGCCAUGACCCCGAGUGCUUCCAACUGCUGAGCCACUACCUUGGGACCACUGCCGACUGCAUGUCCAACGGAUCAACACCGAUAAAUCCUUUUCUGGUCCAAGUUGUCCCACUCGCCUUCUCCAGCGACUUAGUGCUGCAGCUCGUUUUGACACAGAGCGCUGCCCACCGAGCAUUCCGUUCGAAGAGGGACGUGGAUGAUACGGCUGAGGGUCAGUACACGAAGGCCCUGCGACUCUUCCGGAAGGGCGUCACGGAAUUUAUCGAUGGAGAAGAGUCCAGCCCUCUCCUUCUUACGGUCGGGGCGCUUAUUAUGUGCUUUACAGAGACAGCAAAAGGCGAUAUGAACGGGACGGUAUUCGACCACCUAUCUGCAGCCCACUCUCUACUAAUUCAGCUUCUUCUGCGGAGCAAUAAUACCAUUCCGAAAGAUCUGGACGACUUUAUCAUCGAUUACUAUACGUACACGGCUACCGUCAGCAUGAUUUCCAUCGACGCCCGCGUGAGCUCCCAGCGUCUGUUAGAUUCCGAUAUGGAGCAACGAGCCCACCGUCUGAUAAACUGCAAAUACGUCGGAAACCUCUCCGGAUGUUGGUUAGAACUUCUUCUAGUGAUCCCUCGAAUCUUCGACCUCGGGCGGCGAUGGAUGAUACAAGAUGAUCAGCCAGGUGCUCCAGCAGCAGAUGACAUCGUUGUAUUUGGGUCACUGCAGGCGGAAAUUAUGCGAUGGACACCUUACGCCUUCGUUUCUCAAGAAACACAGCUAGCGGGUUUGAUAUUUCAGCAGGCGAUGCUGCUAUACUUAGUCACAUCGCUCGGCAUGUUCUCGGACACCACAACCAGCGCCGGUAGUGCGCUGAUGAACUGUGCGAUUGCAGAAGCAAUGGCGCUUCUUCGUCGUGUAUCGCCGACAUCGCGCAUCAACUCUGGUCUCUGUUGGCCUAUUGCCGUUGUGGGCUCUUGUCUGUCAGACCCAGGACUACAGGAGGAACUCAGACAGCGUCUCACCACUAUGGGGAAUGCAUUUGGCCUGGGAAAUAUGCAUAGGACUCUUCUUUUACUUGAACAUAUGUGGCAGCUACCUCUUCAUGACGCAGGCCCGUGGAAUAUAUGCCGCGCCAUGCAGCAGAAGCAAAUAUGGAUAUCGUUCGCGUGA